GGAAAAUCAUGCCUUGGGAAUGCAUGAGACAGGAUCUAAUUAUUGAGUGAUUCCAUGUAGCGCCGCAGACUAAUGUAGCGCACAGGAGAUCGGACAACUGUUUCUCAUCCGAGGACGUGGAUGAGCCUACAUUUAAUCUAUCUCGACAUUAGCCGGUGCUGUUCAGUGUCUCUCCACCUUAUCAUAAUCGAUUCAACCUCGUUUGAAAACGUAAAGUGUAGGCUUUUCCUCAAAUGCAAACCAACGAUUGUAGUUUAUAGAUAUGCAUUAGUUUGUAUUGCUGGAUGUAUUCGUACGCCAUGCCUUCGAUUGAGUGGACUGAACAGUGGUUUGGCUAUAGUCUGCCCAACCCUGUUAAUUGCGUGCUGAAGAGAUGAUGACGGCCUGUCCUCCGAUUUAUGUUUAUUUAUUCCUCAAGACGAACGAGAACCUCAGCAUCAGUGGAAAUGGUGGAAGUGUUCUUGAAAUGUCUGGCAGUUAAACGGAUCCAUUUAAGAUGGUGUGUGCAAAGACGGCAUGUUUCAGAGCAAUAUGUUUGCUAUCAGCAGAAAAUGGAACUACGAACAUGGGUGUAGCCUAUUUCAUAUUCAAAACGGAAACUUGUGAGAUGAAGGAUAACAAGAAAAUACAUUUCGAUGGAUCUCAGUCGCUUCUGAAAUCAGGCAAUGCUUCAAAUCCAGGAGAAUAAUGAAUGAUAUUCUAAAACGGUUAAAACCUAGAUGCUGUUCAUCGUGAGGUAGUGUAACAUAAUCGUGCAUCAUGAUAAUUUCUUGCUGGCCAAUUUUUAUCAAUCAUUGAUAGGCCUACUUCGACCGGGGAAAGCACGACCACUUGAUGUGGGGAUAUAGAAUACACGCGCCUUUGACAAUAGCUUGGUUACAUAGAUGGCAAAUUCAAGCGAGUUUGGGGAAAGCAGUCCCACGCUACAUAAUUAUGCCAUCACCGCCUCUGCGGUGAAACUGGCCUCGCUCGGUCUGGUCAUUUGCAUCAGCCUUUUCGGGAAUGCGGCGUUGUCCCUGCUAGUGCUGAAAGACAUCUCCCUUCACAAGGCUCCGUAUUAUUUUCUACUUGAUCUGUGCUUGGCAGAUGUAAUACGGUCUGCCGUGUGUUUACCGUUUGUGAUGAUAUCAAUCAACAACCGUUCCAUCUGGACGUACAGCAUUAUACGUUGCAAAAUUAUCGCGUUCCUCUCGGUCCUUUUUUGUUUUCAUGUGGCGUUUAUGCUCUUCUGCGUCAGUGUAACCAGAUACAUGGCGAUUGCACACCACAGGUUUUAUUCCAAACGAAUGACAUUGUGGACAUGUGUGGCAGUGAUUUGCAUGGUCUGGACCCUCUCUGUCGCUAUGGCUUUCCCCCCUGUAUUUGACGUUGGCACCUACAAAUUCAUCCAUGAAGAGGAACAAUGCAUUUUUGAGCACCGAUAUGUGAAAGCAAAUGACACCCUGGGUUUCAUGUUGAUGCUGGCUGUCAUCGUGGGAACAACUCACGUUGUUUACAUCAAAAUGUUGUGUUUCGUGUACGACCAUCGGAAGAUGAAACCCGCUCAGCUUGUCCCAGCAAUAAGCCAAAACUGGACCUUUCACGGGCCAGGUGCAACUGGGCAGGCAGCCGCCAAUUGGAUAGCAGGAUUUGGACGUGGUCCCACCCCACCAACAUUGGUGGGAAUCAGACAAACUUCGCAUAAUGGAAACAGAAGGCUGCUUGUCUUGGAUGAAUUUAAAAUGGAGAAACGCAUAGGGAAAAUGUAUUACAUGAUAACCCUGGCGUUUCUUAUCCUCUGGGCCCCGUACAUUGUUACUUGCUACAUUCGAGUGUUUGUUAAAGGAGGCACAAUUCCACAGGUCUACCUGACGGCAGCCGUGUGGAUGACGUUCGUUCAGGCGGGGGCGAAUCCCAUUAUUUGUUUCAUAUUCAACAAGGAGCUGAGAUCGCGCCUCAGAGCCAGUUUCCCAUGUUGUCUCAGCACACAGACGCCUAUGUCUAUGGAGCCAUACUGUGUCAUCUGAUAGGUUCUACUGUUGUUUUAGACAAGGGAAAAAGAACAGAACUGUCAUGUUGGUUUUGAAGCCUUGGGUGAUAUUACUCUGUUGCUAUGCUUGUCCAAUUUUCCCACACAGGCUGGCCAUAUUUUGUGAUUUGCACUUACAGAAAGUGCAAAAUGUUGCCAAUCUGUAUUUCGAAUAGGCCUACUAAUAAUGUUGCAUAUUUGAAGAAUCUCAUUGGGAUAUUAUUUGAGUACUGUAGGCCUAUGGCAAUUCAGUUACAAGAGCAUAAGACAAUUCUGUACAUUCUCUAAAGCUGUUUAUUUCUUUAUUCUGAACUUUUUAAAAUCAAAUAUGUUGUAGCUUUCAUAAAAUCUUCAUAUAAUUAUUUGUGUGGAGAAGGUGACAAAAACACACUUUUACAGUCUUUUGCAAAUACAUUUUCUUCCUGGAUUUUAAUAACAUGUGUUGAUAAAAAUGUAUACCUUGCACAUUCCCUGUAAAAAAAAGACAAAUGUAAUGUUUUUUUCUAUGGACAAGGACAAUGGAACUCUAAAAGAAGCAAAGCAUCAGUGCUGCAGAGAGAUGUUUGCAAUGUUUAUACUUCUGAGUAAAUAAACAACAGAUUAAUGAUUAGUAUUGAUUUGAUUCUGUUAUACAGGUAACUGAACAAUAUCCGUUAUGUGUUUCAAUACAAUAACAAUAUAGACACAUCCUAUUCUCUACCACUCAUCCUCAAACGCUAACUGAACAAUUGACCAUAUUUUGUUGUAUCAUUACCUCCUCUAUAGCACAACAUGUGGGGGGUUGUAUUACCCUGAAACAAUAAUAUAAUUAUACUAAAAUCGGGAUAUCUGGGCAGAUUAUGUUUUCAUUGUGAUCACCUAACUUGUUACCAUACUAUUACCAUGUUAUUACCACUUUAUUCUGCACUGUAAUGUAAAAUGCUACCAUCAUUCAUGUCCCCGAGAAUUUAGCCGGCCUUAGAAAGUUUGUGCUUCUGAAAAAGCAGUGCAGCAAGAGUCCAGUUUGCCUCUGCUUACACACUCCAUUCUUCUCAUAAGACUUUAACUAGCCAGCAUGCACCUUUCAGUAUGUAAAAAAUCCAACCGUGUAUAAUAGAGUCAUUAUUCUAAUCACUGCUCGUCUCAGUUACAGGCAUGUAAAUGAACAUUUGUCAGCUAACUGGAGUCCUUAAUCUUUGUAGCCCGGGUUGACUUCCCUAGGGGGAAGUGGGAUAGAGUGGGAACUGCUGAGCUGAUGUUUCUGGGUAGAGCAUCCCGGUGUACCUACAGUAUACCUACUGUGCACCCUCCCUCCCUGGCCUGGCCCGGCAUCACUGCAUUCAUAACCAUUACCAUCACAACAUGCCUGCUCCGCUCUACUCCCAGCAUGACUCUGUUGCUUCUGAACGACUGAAACGUUCUCACCUGUGAAUUCUCUCAUGCAGUAUCAUUUCAGAUCAGGCAUUUUUUAUACAACAGCUCUGCCCCAGGAGAACUCUCUCUGCUGCUUUGUUUUGCUUAGAAGUGCCUCUUGAACAUUUGUGCAUGUACACGGCCAUAUUGUUGACCCCACAUUUGCCUCUGUUAGUUACUCAGAGGCAGUUUUGCACACCUGAAAUAUGUUCAAAAUGCAAUAUAACAUUUCAUCCCGAGAGUAAGUUCGGAUGAAGUCUUGAGUUAUUGCAAAGAGUUUAUGGUGCCAUUGUCUGAAUAUACCUAUAUUGAAAUGGCAGGGCUCUACAACGGUGUGGCUUAUACAAGCCAAUGUCAAAAUUGUAUACUGUUCUAUUACCAUGGGAGGGACUGUUUGGCUCGUAAAACCUGAUUAUCGGCUUUGUAAUAGGCUGUGUUUGCAUUCCCCAAACUGCACCACAGCUUCAUUUAUGGCAUAGCUCAUCUCUCAGCUUACCAUCAUUGUACAGGAAACUUGGUUAUAUUUUUUGUUUUUCCAUCUAGAGAACAAUUUCUGUACAUUAUGUUAUGGUACACUACUUGGACCUAAUAAACGGAUGAUCAACUUAUUGA
Messenger RNA from Oncorhynchus keta (chum salmon), 4012 nucleotides. Its product is annotated as probable G-protein coupled receptor 173. The transcript has a single exon. The record is from RefSeq and is a predicted model, not a curated record. Gene Ontology annotation, molecular function: G protein-coupled receptor activity. Gene Ontology annotation, cellular component: plasma membrane. Lineage: Eukaryota; Metazoa; Chordata; Actinopteri; Salmoniformes; Salmonidae. Gene Ontology annotation, biological process: G protein-coupled receptor signaling pathway. The coding region runs from base 885 to 2006 and encodes 373 amino acids.